Messenger RNA from Saccostrea cuccullata (small rock oyster), 288 nucleotides. Its product is annotated as metallothionein-like. The coding region runs from base 26 to 250 and encodes 74 amino acids. The record is from RefSeq and is a predicted model, not a curated record. NCBI's taxonomy places the organism in Eukaryota, Metazoa, Mollusca, Bivalvia, Ostreida, Ostreidae. The transcript is spliced from 3 exons. Gene Ontology annotation, molecular function: metal ion binding.
CAGAAAACAUCAUAAAUAAACAAAAAUGUCUGAUCCAUGCGACUGUCUAGCAACCAGCAAAUGUCUGUGCGCAGACCCGUGUCCAUCAAGUGGCUGUAAAUGUGGGGGCGGGUGUAAAUGUGGAUCCAGCUGUAAAUGUCCCGGAUGUAAAGUGAAUUGCAACUGUAAUGGAAUCUGUGCUUGCGCAAAGGGAUGCAUUGGACCCCAGUCCUGUAAAUGUACUGACAGUAGCUGUGUCUGCAAAACAUGACUGCCUGGCCAUGUGACAGAAUUCAAUUAUAAAGAACU